Molecule: messenger RNA, 1419 nt
Organism: Nannospalax galili (Upper Galilee mountains blind mole rat)
Lineage: Eukaryota; Metazoa; Chordata; Mammalia; Rodentia; Spalacidae
Product: PRAME family member 12-like
Biological process (GO): negative regulation of DNA-templated transcription; positive regulation of cell population proliferation; negative regulation of cell differentiation
Cellular component (GO): cytoplasm
Source: RefSeq, a predicted model, not a curated record
AUGAGCAGCCAGGCCCCACCCACACUCCUGGAGCUGGCACAGCAGAAGCUGCUAACAGAAGAGGCCUUGGUCAUCUCUGCUCUGGAGUACCUGCCCAAGACGCUCUUCCCACCACUGCUCAAGGAGGCCUUCACCAGGACACAAACUGACAUCCUGAGGACAACGGUUCAGGCUUGGCCCUUCCCUCUUCCUCUUGGAGCUCUGAUGAGGAUUCCAGACAUAAAGAUCCUUCAGGCUGCACUAGACGGAUUGGAUCUGCUGAUUAAUGAGAAGGUUCUCCCCAGGAGGUGGAAACUUGCAGUGCUCGAUUUGCGACAUGUAGAACAGACCUUCUGGAGCAAGUGGGCUGAAAGGAAGGCUGUGAGGAAGAACAAACCAGUGAAGAACCUUCCUAGAUACAAGUCUAGGAGGUGUUUCAAGGUGUUGGCUGACCUUUGCCUCAGUUUCCAACUUGAUGAAUGGGAAACAAAAUUGUUGCAGUGGGCCCAGCAGAGAAGUUCCCUAUAGUUGUGCUGUCAGAAGAUAAGUAUUUGGGGAUUGCCUAUUCACAGUGUCAGGGAGGUCUUGACAGUUUCCCAGCCACAGUAUAUCCAGGAGUUGGAACUAUACACUGAUGGCAAUUUGUUCACCCUGGUACAUUUUGCACUUUACAACCUGGGCGAGAUAAGAAAUCUUCACACACUCCGUUUUGAACAUAUGUACAGGAGUAUCUUUCACACUGCAAAUACUUCCAUACACAUAGAGAAGAAAUUUGUCACCAAGUUCAUUUCUCAGUUCUCCAAACUCAACUUUCUCCAGCAUCUCUAUAUGAGUGGUGCCAACUUCCUCAGUGACCACAUGAAGCAGUUCUUCCGGCUCCUGGAGUCCCCCUUGGAGACCCUCUCCAUCAGUUUUUGCCAGUUUUCACAGUCGGAUUGGAAUUCCCUGUCAUGGUGUCAGAGCCUCAGUCAGCUCAAGCACCUGAAGCUGAGAGAUAUUGAAGUAGUUGAUUUAUGUCCUGUGCCUCUCCAAGUUCUCCUAGAGAGAGUUUCAGGAACUCUGGAGACUCUGGAAUUAGUGGGUUGUAGGCUGGGGUACUCUGACCUCAGUGCCCUCCUACCUGCCCUCAGCCAAUGCUCCCAUCUCACCACGAUCAAUUUCUAUGACAAUGACAUCUCCAUGGCCGUCCUGAAGGACCUUUUCCACCACACAGCCGAUCUAAGCCAAUUGACCCUGGAGCUGUACCCUGCCCCUCUGGAGUACUAUGAUGAUGGGGGUCUUAUACCAGAGAGGUUUUUUCAACAUUGUCUUCAGCUCAGGAAUAUGCUCAGGGCCAUAAGGCAUCCCAAGAUGGUCUCCUUUGCUACAUAUAUCUGCUUUAAGUGUUUCUACCGCUGUGCCUAUGACACGGAGGUGGAACUUUGUCAUUGUUGGCAGUAA